GCCCGUUAGUUACUUGCUUGAUUUUUUCAUUUUGAAAAGAAGCGUCUUUCUCAGUUAGUCCAAAAAAAAAAAAUUCUUUCUCAGAAAAAAAAAACUACCGAUUCAAAUUACAAAACUGGAGGGAACAAAAACGAUUCCCAUUUCUCAGAAAUCUCUCUAAUUCCAUCUUCUUCACUCGCAAUUCCAAACCCUACCUUCAUCUUCUUCCAUGGCGGAAGCCCUAAGCCCUAACAAACAAAGACUCCCCGUUGCAGCGCGAAUCCAAUCUCCAACCAGUCCUUUCAUAUUAGGUUCCAAUGAUGACCAGCUCGAACGCGCUCAAGCACGUGCAGCACGCGCUGCUGCUAUCCGCCGCAAGAAUCUUACAGUUUCUCAAUCUCUCGAUGCAAAUUCCGAUCCGUGUCUUAAUAAACAGCAGAUCUUCGAUUUGUUCCAGAAUUGCAUCAAGCUCGCCAGCGAAAAUAAAAUUAAUCAGAAAAAUACGUGGGAGUUAAACUUGAUUGAUCAUCUUACUGAUAUUAUUAAAGCUGAAGAAGAAAAUGACACGGAGACUAAUUUUCAGAAGGCAAGCUGCACUCUAGAGGCUGGAGUCAAAAUUUAUUCAUUAAGGGUGGAUUCAGUGCAUUCCGAGGCAUAUAAAGUCCUUGGUGGGAUGAAUAGAGCAGGCCAAGAUGCUGAACAAGACACUACCCUGGAGGGUGUUAAUGUUGAAAGUGGAAAAGAAGGAAGCAGAAAAGAGACAGAUAAAAAGUUGUCACCUUUGUCAACACUGGAACCAUCUUUUGAGGUUCUCAAUGUAAAGAAGUUUGAUGCUGCAUUUGUUGUGGAUCCCCUCUAUCGGCAGACAACUGCAAAAUUUGACGAAGGAGGAGCCAAAGGUCUUUUAAUGAAUAAUCUUGGUGUAUAUGGUGGAUGUAGGGUGCUCUUUGAUUCACUAGAAGUACCUGCUAAGUGUAUGGCAUGCCAAAAUGAACCUGAUAUUUCAGAUACCAUUGAUCUUUCUUUUGUCAGAGAUUGUGUUGAGCAGAUUGUAUUGGACAUGCGUGUGAAGGAUGAAAUUUCUCCAACUCUCAGGACUAUAGUAAACCAAUUUGAUGGAAAUAAUAAAAGGCCUACUGAUUUUCAUCUUCAUGGUCAGAAUUCAGUGGAAGAGCCUGAUGUUGAUUAUAAUUGUGAAAAUAACGCUGACAGGGAGGAUUAUGAGAACUGUGCGAAUUGGAGUGAUGAUCAUGAUGACCAACCAGUUGUUGCUGAUUUAGGCUCUAAUGAUGUAGAUCCAAGUUUCCCUAGUUAUCCUCAGGAUAAUGAUCUAUUUCCUUCCACAGAACCUGAUAUGGAUGACAGAUUUGAAAAUGUUGAUGGGUUCUUAUUCUUGAGUCUGGGUUUUAAUUCAAAACAAAAUGCAUGGGCAGGCCCUGAUCAUUGGAAGUAUAAAAAAUCGAAAGUCUCCGAGGUUCAAACUACUUCUGAAGAUGGGCCAACCCUGAAAACUAAGCAGACAAAGAGUAAGAGACAAGCCGAAGUUGAUUUAGAUUUUGCAAAUUCUCUGGAGAAAAACUUGUUAGAUAUAUUUGCUCCUCCAAAGAAUCCCAAAACAUUACUUCUCCCUGAAAGCAGACAGCCUUGCAAUACAAAACUUCCAGAGGACUGCCACUAUCAGCCAGAGGAACUUGUCAAGCUGUUUCUUCUUCCGGAUGUGAAGUGUCUUGGGAGGAGGGCAAAAAGAUUCUCAGAUUCAGAAGGAUCUAGAGAUCAAUUCAAUGAGAAUGAUAUGUUUCCUUCUUGGGAUAAUGGAAGUGCUUGUGGUGGUGAUGAGGCUGGUGACUAUGAAGGUGAUCAUCACAGUGACCUGGAAGACCCUGGCACUCUCAUUACUCAGCCUCGUCAGGUCAGUAAAAUUGAAGUCCAGUAUGACAAAACGUCCAAACAAGUUGAUGUUCAAGCACUAAAAGUUACUCUUUGGGACCAUGUUCAAGCAUAUGAUAAGCUUCCUCCUGUUCAGGGCCAAGAAGAAAUAGUAUCUUUCCGGAAUUUAUUGGCUAACUUUCCUGGCGAUUGCAAUGCCGCUGCAAGCAUCAGUGACAUCUCUCCUCAUCUGUGCUUCAUAUGUCUUCUGCAUUUGGCAAAUGAGAAAGGAUUGAGCAUUCAAAGCUUUCCCAACUUGGAUGAUCUUUCAAUACGCCUUCCAUAUGUUGGCGACAGUGGAACCGUUUAGAUACCAGACUCAUUGACUCGUUUAUUCUGCAGUUCAGUAAUUAGAAAAUAGUUCCAUGGAGAAUGUAUUGUAACAAGUUGCUUUUUAAUCCAUCAUGUAAUGGUCUGAUAUAUCGAGAUGUACAUUAGUUCUUGUUCAUGACAGAGUCAACUAAUGUUGUGCUCCCAUUUGUAUCCUAUAGAGAUUAAUUCUCGUGUCUAACAAUACUCAAAAUUUGAUGAAUGGAUGAAUGACUGAUUGUUAGAGCACUACCCUACCCUACAUUUUCUAUGAAGGAUUAACCGAAUAGUAUCUAAAUCACAUUUUUUCACAAGUAAUAAUAAAAUAAUUUAUUACU
Molecule: messenger RNA, 2552 nt
Organism: Trifolium pratense (red clover)
Lineage: Eukaryota; Viridiplantae; Streptophyta; Magnoliopsida; Fabales; Fabaceae
Product: condensin complex subunit 2
Exons: 14
Coding region: 209-2215 (668 amino acids)
Biological process (GO): mitotic chromosome condensation
Cellular component (GO): condensin complex
Molecular function (GO): chromatin binding
Source: RefSeq, a predicted model, not a curated record